Messenger RNA from Chrysoperla carnea, 615 nucleotides. RefSeq names its product recombination-promoting nuclease pSLT051-like. Gene Ontology annotation, molecular function: double-stranded DNA endonuclease activity. The transcript has a single exon. The record is from RefSeq and is a predicted model, not a curated record. Lineage: Eukaryota; Metazoa; Arthropoda; Insecta; Neuroptera; Chrysopidae. Gene Ontology annotation, biological process: DNA recombination. The coding region runs from base 1 to 615 and encodes 204 amino acids.
AUGAUAUUCUUCAAUGGUCAGGAGAAAUAUAAUGUUGCAAGGAAUUUGUGGGAUUUAUUUGCUAAUAACAAAUUAGCAAGAGAAUUAUGGAUUAGUGAUUACCAGUUAGUGAAUGUCCAUGAAAUUCCUGAUGAAGAGUUUAAACAAAGGAUAUGGUCAGGGCUAUUAGAAUUUUUUCUCAAGCAUAUACAUGAGAGGGAAUUAUUAAAAAGAUGGCAAGAAAUAUCAGAUAUAUUACCGGAAUUAACUAAAAUAACGAUAGGUUAUGAUUAUCUAGAAAUGAUAUUAUAUUAUACAUUGACGAAGAUAGAGCAAGAUGAUAAAAUAAAACUAGAGAAUUUUUUAUCAACAAAGUUGAAUCCAGAAAUAGGAACAAGGCUUAUGAGAAGUUUAGCAGAGCAUUGGCAACAAGAAGGAAAAGAAUUAGGUAUUCUUGAAGGCUUACAAGUUGGUGAAGCUCAAGGUAUCCAAAUUGGGAAAGCUGAAGGAAAAGCUGAAGGGGAAUAUAAUAAAGCAGUAGAGGUAGCAAAGAAAAUGUUAGUUCAAGGUUGCAAUAUUGCUUUAAUUUCUAGUGUAACCGGUCUUUAUGAAGCUUUUAUUAGUUCUUUAGAGUAA